Molecule: messenger RNA, 957 nt
Organism: Brassicogethes aeneus
Lineage: Eukaryota; Metazoa; Arthropoda; Insecta; Coleoptera; Nitidulidae
Source: the annotation of a GenBank genome assembly
AUGUCUCCGGACAGUAUAGACGACUCUGCAGCCUCGUGCUGUUUUAAAUGUGAAAACAGCAUAAUUGCUGCAGAACUUAUUAAGUGUGAUGGUCUUUGCAGUAGAUCUUUUCAUAGUGAUUGUGCUCAAGUGAAAAAUUCUGUAUUAAAUGCAGUUAAUUCAUCCAAGCAAGUAAAAUGGUUUUGUGAUGCCUGUGUGUGUUAUACUCAAGCAAACAUCAUUCAAGAAUAUUUAGAAAAAUUUACCCAACUUGCUGAAGCAAAAAUAAAUGAUGGUAUAAUCAAAAUAGAAAACAGUGUUUUAAAUAAUAUAAAUGGGAAUAUAACUAAUAAAUUUAAUUUAUUAGAAGAAAAAAUCGAUAACAUUGUAAAAAAUUCUAACAAAAAAACAAUCGCAGAGGUUGUUAAAUUAAAUCUGCCACCAAAAUCACCGUCUGUAAAUCAAGGAAACAAAGUCGAUGAUAGUAAUCUACCCAAACAAGAAAGGGCGCUAGUAAACCUGGCGGAAGGAAAAAAUCAACAGAGGGCGCCAGAGCAAACGUCAACAAUUUCUGUCAACCCACCAAAUAACAACAAACAACCAAAUAAAAUACCUUAUAAGUCUGCCAAGAAAAUCGCGAAAGGAAAUAAUGAAGGAAAUGAAGGAUUUAAGGGCAUCUCUCCUAAGGCCUGGCUCCAUAUUUCCAGAGUAAAAAUUGGAGUAACAAACGAUAUGAUCGUAAGUCACAUAAAAAAUAAGUUAAGUUUAAAUGAAGAGGACAUAGUGGUAAAACAAAUCCAGGAAACUGAUAGACAAAAAUGCUUUAUGAUAGGGGUACCAUUUGUCAACAUAGACGAUGUUUACAAAACCGAUUUUUGGCCAAAUGGUGUUGGAUACAAGCGCUUUAGUUUUAACUAUAACAAUAAGGGAACUCAAAAUAUAGAAAAACAACCAAAUACUUUUUUAGGAGUAAAGUAA